AUGUUGAUUUUUCUCUUGCCUCUGGAUGCAUUACGCGCGCUCGGACUCGAACCCAGGUAUGUGUCCCAGUUCCAGUACGAUGAACAACUUCUGGAGAAGAUGAUCCGAAUGGAGGGCGAAAUGGACAAAUGGGAGGCUAGGAUGAAUGAGAAACUCGGGCAGAUCACACGCGUGACUUACGCAAACCUGUCGGACUUGCAGUUCACUCGAGUAAAACAGUUCAUAGAGAAUUUCAAAUCAGAAUCCGGAACAACUCCGAACAUUUUGUUUAAGGCCAAGCGAGUUCACAACGAGACAACGCUUGAUAAUGAAGUGAUUGUGUUCAAGGAUGUGCUUUACAACUUCGGUUCCGGGUACGACAGUUCAAGUGGCGUCUACACCGCACCAGUGCAUGGUACUUACUUGUUUACUGCGCGGUUGCUGUCAAAAAGCGAUGGAGCAGCGUUCUUUGAAAUAAACGUUAACGGCCACAUGCAUUCCAACGGAUCCCUGUUCAAUAGCAAAGGUUGGAGCUACGCCACGGCAGUGAAAAUCGUUGUUUGA
Molecule: messenger RNA, 543 nt
Organism: Dreissena polymorpha
Lineage: Eukaryota; Metazoa; Mollusca; Bivalvia; Myida; Dreissenidae
Exons: 3
Coding region: 1-543 (180 amino acids)
Molecular function (GO): protein binding
Source: RefSeq, a predicted model, not a curated record